Molecule: messenger RNA, 5221 nt
Organism: Sorex fumeus (smoky shrew)
Lineage: Eukaryota; Metazoa; Chordata; Mammalia; Eulipotyphla; Soricidae
Gene: BCLAF1
Product: BCL2 associated transcription factor 1
Exons: 13
Coding region: 280-3045 (921 amino acids)
Biological process (GO): positive regulation of transcription by RNA polymerase II
Cellular component (GO): mediator complex
Molecular function (GO): DNA binding; transcription coregulator activity
Source: RefSeq, a predicted model, not a curated record
GGAUAUUUAGUGGCCCGGAGGCCCCGCCCCAAAUCGGAAGUGACGGAGACGAGCUUGCGCGUCGGAGCUACCUCUAUGGUUUUCCUCCCGUUCUCGAGUCGGGAGAUGGCCGCUGUGUAGUUAACAACGGAGCUAACUCCUGGGGACCGUCCUUCGGCUUGACAGGUAUUUGAAUUUAGAGAUUAGUUUCUCAGAACAUUAUCUUCAGGAAGAAUUUUACAGUAUACUAGGACUUCACUUUGACUACCUGAUCUGCAAAAAAAUCCUAGGAUUAAAGAAAUGGGUCGCUCCAAUUCUAGAUCACAUUCUUCAAGAUCAAAAUCUAGAUCACAGUCUAGUUCUCGAUCAAGAUCAAGAUCACACUCUAGAAAGAAGAGAUACAGUUCUAGGUCUCGUUCCAGGACAUAUUCAAGGUCUCGCAGUAGAGAUCGUAUUUAUUCUAGAGAUUAUCGUCGAGAUUACAGAAAUAAUAGAGGAAUGAGGCGACCUUAUGGGUAUAGAGGAAGGGGUAGAGGUUAUUACCAAGGAGGAGGUGGUAGAUAUCAUCGUGGUGGUUAUAGACCUGUCUGGAAUAGAAGACACUCUAGGAGUCCUAGACGAGGUCGUUCACGUUCCAGGAGUCCAAAAAGAAGAUCGGUUUCUUCUCAAAGAUCUCGAAGCAGAUCUCGUCGGUCAUAUAGAUCCUCUAGGUCUCCAAGAUCAUCAUCAUCUCGUUCUUCAUCCCCGUAUAGCAAAUCUCCUGUUUCUAAAAGACGAGGGUCUCAGGAAAAACAAACCAAAAAAGCAGAAGGGGAGCCUCAAGAAGAGAGUCCUUUAAAAAGUAAAUCACAAGAGGAGCCAAAAGAUACAUUUGAACAUGACCCAUCUGAAUCUAUUGAUGACUUUAAUAAAUCAUCAGCCACAUCUGGUGAUAUUUGGCCUGGUCUUUCAGCUUAUGAUAAUAGUCCUAGAUCUCCGCAUAGUCCUUCACCUAUUGCUACACCACCUAGUCAGAGUUCAUCUUGCUCUGAUGCUCCUAUGCUCAGUACUGUCCACUCAGCAAAAAAUACCCCCUCUCAGCAUUCACAUUCCAUUCAGCAUAGUCCUGAAAGGUCUGGAUCUGGUUCUGUUGGAAAUGGAUCUAGUCGAUACAGUCCUUCUCAAAAUAGUCCAAUUCAUCACAUCCCUUCAAGAAGAAGCCCUGCAAAGACAAUCACACCACAGAAUGCUCCAAGAGAUGAGACUAGGGGACGUGCAUCAUUUUAUCCUGAUGGGGGAGAUCAGGAAACUGCAAAGACGGGAAAAUUCUUAAAAAGGUUCACAGAUGAAGAGUCUAGAGUUUUCCUGCUCGACAGGGGUAAUACCAGAGAUAAAGAGACUCCAAAGGAGAAAGGAUCAGAGAAAGGGAGGGCAGAGGGAGAGUGGGAAGAUCAGGAAGCUCUAGAUUAUUUCAGUGAUAAAGAGUCUGGAAAACAAAAAUUUAAUGAUUCAGAAGGGGAUGACACAGAGGAGACAGAGGAUUAUAGACAGUUUAGGAAGUCAGUUCUUGCAGAUCAGGGUAAAAAUUUUGCCUCCACAUCUCAUCGGAAUACUGAGGAGGAGGGACCCAAGUACAAGUCCAAAGCUUCACUGAAAGGCAACAGAGAAAGCGAUGGAUUUAGAGAAGAAAAAAAUUACAAACUUAAAGAGACUGGAUAUGUAGUGGAAAGGCCUAGCACUACGAAAGAUAAGCACAAGGAAGACGACAAAAAUUCUGAGAGAAUAACAGUAAAGAAAGAGACUCAGUCACCCGAGCAGGUAAAGUCUGAAAAGCUCAAAGACCUCUUUGAUUACAGUCCCCCUCUUCACAAGAACCUGGAUUCACGAGAAAAGUCUACCUUCAGAGAGGAGAGCCCACUUAGGAUCAAAAUGAUAGCCAGCGAUUCUCACCGUCCUGAAGUCAAACUCAAAAUGGCACCUGUUCCUCUUGAUGAUUCGAACAGACCUGCCUCCUUGACUAAAGACAGGCUACUUGCUAGUACACUUGUCCAUUCUGUCAAGAAGGAGCAAGAAUUCCGAUCCAUCUUUGACCACAUUAAGUUGCCACAGGCCAGCAAAAGCACUUCAGAGUCAUUUAUUCAACACAUUGUGUCCUUGGUUCAUCAUGUUAAAGAACAAUACUUCAAAUCAUCUUCAAUGACCCUAAACGAGAGAUUCACGUCCUAUCAGAAAGCCACUGAAGAGCAUAGCACUCGGCAAAAGAGUCCUGAGAUACACAGGAGAAUUGACAUCUCUCCAAGUGCCCUGAGGAAGCAUACCCGUUUAGCAGGGGAAGAAAGAGUUUUUAAAGAAGAAAGUCAAAAGGGAGAUAAAAAAUUAAGGUGUGAUUCUGCUGAUCUUCGACAUGACAUUGAUCGUCGGAGAAAAGAAAGAAGUAAAGAACGGGGGGAUUCCAAGGGCUCCAGGGAAUCCAGUGGAUCAAGAAAGCAGGACAAAGCUCCAAAAGAUUACAAAGAAUACAAAUCUUACAAAGAAGACAGUAAACAUAAAAGUAGAGAGCAGGAUCAUUCUCGAUCUUCAUCCUCUUCAGCAUCACCUUCUUCUCCCAGUUCUCGAGAAGAAAAAGAGAGUAAGAAGGAACGAGAAGAAGAAUUUAAAACCCACCAUGAAUUGAAAGAAUACUCAGGCUUUGCAGGAGUUAGCCGACCACGAGGAACCUUCUUUCGAAUUAGAGGCAGAGGAAGAGCCAGAGGAGUUUUUGCUGGGACAAAUACUGGUCCAAACAACUCAAAUACUACUUUUCAAAAGAGACCGAAGGAAGAGGAAUGGGAUCCAGAAUAUACCCCAAAGAGCAAGAAGUACUUCUUGCAUGAUGACAGAGAUGAUGGUGUGGAUUAUUGGGCCAAAAGAGGAAGAGGUCGUGGUACUUUUCAACGUGGCAGAGGACGUUUUAACUUCAAAAAAUCAGGUAGCAGUCCAAAAUGGACUCAUGACAAAUACCAAGGGGAUGGAAUUGUUGAAGAUGAAGAAGAAACUUUGGAAAACAAUGAAGAAAAGAAGGACAGACGCAAAGAAGAAAAGGAAUAGUAAAUCGGAAGUGAGAUUGCAACAGAGAGCAGAACUUGCACCCACCAUUUUUUUUACCUUAUUUUUGUUUUCAAAUAAGAAUGUAAGCAUUUUACUUAAAUUUUACUGUUUGCAACUAGUCUAUAGAAAUUUUGUUUUUAAGUCUUCAAAUAUCUUGAAAAAUAGUAGACUGUAUGUUGAAAAUUGUACUGAAAUAAAGUAGAAAAUUGUUACGUACCAUAUUUGUAACUAUCAACUUUUAAAAAAAUACUUUUACUGUUUUUGUUACAUGCAUUGUAUUUCUGCUUUGUCUAUAAGAUAUGGUCAAGUACAGCUCUGUGAAAGUUCUGAUUCUCUCCCCUCCCUGUUUGUUAAUGUUUAUCCUGAAGUAUAAACGUUAGCUCUACAUACAAAUAUCUGAACAGAAAUUGUUUAUAGAGACCACACUAAAUAUUUUAACUAUACAUCUUUAAUGUUUAACAUUUCUUUAAUUCAAGCACACUACACUAUAGGGUGACUAAUUACCAAGAAAAGUUACUUUGGUAAAAUAGUUUAACAUUUCAGCAAAUGUUUAAGGAAGAAAAAAGCUUUGUCAUUAAACAAGCUACUCAUUAAAUAGAAUUAAGAAAUUUAUUUUUAUUGAGAGCAAACUGUCUUACAAAAAAGUUUCUUGGGAGCAUUCAUUUGGGUUCAAAAUUCAGUGUUCUCUGUGUCUUCUUAAUUGAAAGUUUGAGUCAUGGUCUUAGGUAUCAGCUAUUCUUUCAGAGAGUAAAUUUAAAUUGGUUUGUAAUACAUAAUACCAUUGCAAAUGAAAACACCAUUCCUACAGAAUGUCUUACCAAAAAAAAAACCCACAGAAACAGCAAACUCUAUUGUAAUACUGUAAUACUGGUGUUGGUAUGAAAGGAUUUAUCCUGCAAAAUAACAUGAUAUAUUAAAAUGUGCCUGAUUUCAUAAUUUAAGUAUUUAUUUGAACUUUUGGACAGUUAAAACGUUAGGUUGUAAUCUAGUUAAAAGGAAAAAAGCAGAACAUAUUGUUAAUAUAGUGUUCUUGAUUUUCAGUCAUUAAUAAAAUGUUGACAGAAAAACUGCUGCAACCUUGCUCUACCUUGACUUCUUCUCCCCCUUAUUUCAGUGGCAGUUUGUAAAUUUGCUUUUUUUUUCUUCGCAAGGAUUCUAGAAUUUAUUGAUAAUUUUUCAAAUGUGAAUAACUUUUGUUGAUAGCUCUUAGAUGAAAAUCUAAAAUAGCAAUUUUCAAGUUGUCAUGGUGCUUUAUGAGCAUAUAUUAGUUAAAUUUUUAGUUAAUUCAGUUGAAUUAGUAUGUUUGCAUUCAGUGGGUAUAAUGCUUAUUCUGUUAGUGUAAACUUGAGAAGAGCCAUCUUCUCAUCUUUGGUAUCAGAUUUGCAAAGCUUCUAGCACCUCAGGGGCAUUUGCUAAUAAGAUCUGAUUGUGAGAAAAUGAAAACAAGCUCUACAUGUCAUGAGUGUGACCCUAAAAUAUUUAGUGUUGCAUGAUAGCUCCUUUUUUUUUUUGAUCUAUCUAAAAUUGUUAUUAGAGCAGAGGAAGUAUUGUCUAAGCAGAUAUAUGUUGCAUUAAGCAGAGCAUAAUCUAGUCAGAAUAGUACUAAAUUACAUGCUAAAGGAAAAUGGAUUUGAUCUCUAACCUAGGAAAAUUUUUUAUGGAUAUUUAGUUUUAUACAACUAAAUUUGGCUAUUUAAUAGCUCUGUAGCUAUUUGGCUAGACACUGAAUCUCAGUGCAUUACUAAGUGUGCAGUUUUGCUUUUCUACUUAAGACAGUAGAAAAAAGGGAAUUCACUGAGAAACUGAUAGGCAGUGGGAAUAAAGCCAGAUAAGCCCUAAGAAGAAAAGGUAAUUGCUUUAACCCAAAUGUAUAUGUGAUUUGGUUAUUUCCAUUCUCUUAAAAUUGAGAAAACAGGAUUGAACAGGCUGAUUAUGAUAAUUCUGCAGUAAAAUGCUAUUGUGGAUGUUACCUAUUUCUAGAGCUACCCAUAUAAAAAGUAAUCAGUAUGUAUUUUUUUAUGCCAUGAUUUCAUGCUCAAGUCAUUUUGUAAAAGCUGUAUGGUUCCUCUGGUGAAAAAUACUUGUUUGCAAGUGCCAGAAAAUAAUAAUUCGAUACCUGCAUUAACAGUAUGUAGAGAAAGAAAAUGAAAACCAAAGGAUUUUUCCAGAAGGGAUU